This is a messenger RNA of Cyprinus carpio (common carp), 2332 nucleotides long. Its product is annotated as C->U-editing enzyme APOBEC-2-like. Gene Ontology annotation, biological process: cytidine to uridine editing. NCBI's taxonomy places the organism in Eukaryota, Metazoa, Chordata, Actinopteri, Cypriniformes, Cyprinidae. Gene Ontology annotation, molecular function: cytidine deaminase activity; RNA binding. Gene Ontology annotation, cellular component: cytoplasm; nucleus. The record is from RefSeq and is a predicted model, not a curated record.
GAAACAAGAGAGCAGCUGCCCUUCAGUCUCCCUCCCUCUCUGACCAGCUCCUGUUUGUGACAGAGUUAUCUUUAUCUUCAUCUUUAACUCUCAGACUUAGGAACAUAUUCAGGCUGUCAUCUCUCUGACUCACAAACUAAAUCAACAGCACCCUUCACAUACUCACAGCUAGCAGACUCAUUUCACUGCACAGCUAAGUCAUGGCGGACAGAAAGGACAGCAAGACCCCCAGUAAAGGUGGUCUGAUAAAGAAGAAAGAAAAGAAAGAAAAGAAAGUAGAGAGUAAACCUGAAAAGGAGAAAGAAAAGAUCAAAUGUAAAGGUGAAAAGAUGACAAAGAAGCCGGAGAAGACCCCAGAAAAUCAGCAAAAAAAUGAGGAGAUGCCUCAAGGAAAUGAGGAGAUGCCUCAAGGAAAUGAGGAGAUGCCUCAAGGAAAUGGGGAGGUAGCAGAAGGAGCCAAACACCCUGUCAAAGAUGAGGAGUUUGAGCUGGAGCCUAUGGAGCUGCCUCCAUUUGAGAUCAUUGUAGGAGACAGAAUGAAUCCGACCUUCUUUAAGUUCCAAUUUAAAAAUGUGGAAUAUUCCUCCGGGCGCAACAAGACCUUCCUGUGCUACCAGGUAGACAUUCAAGGAGGCGCUGGAGAGACAGAUGGCCUUCGUGGUUACCUGGAGGAUGAGCAUUCGGGUUCACAUGCCGAAGAAGCCUUCUUUCAACAGGUGCUGGCCUAUUAUGACAAGUCACUCCACUACACAGUGACCUGGUACAUGUCCUCAAGCCCUUGCACAGCCUGCGCUGCUAAGCUCGUAGAGAUCUUGCGAGCACGCAAGACAAUGCGCCUUAUUAUCCACUGCUCCCGUCUCUUCCAGUGGGAGGAACCAGAGAUACAGGUCGGACUUCAGGCACUAGUUAGGGCGGGGUGUAAAAUACGCAUGAUGAGGCCUGUGGAUUUUACGUAUGUUUGGUCUACUUUUGUUGAGAACGAGGAAGAUAACUUUACACCCUGGGAGGACUGUCAAGAUAACUACGAUUAUUAUGAUGAGAGGUUGUGUGAUAUUUUAAAGUAGGGUAAGGAGCCGCAGCUGGCCUCUGAUUAAGACUGUUAAAAACAGCCUGGGCACCGCCUUCAAGGAAAUUUAGUACUUAAAAGCUAAUCAUUACAAUGUCUCUGUAAUUACAAUAGCAUUGUUUUCUCUGUCAACACUAUUUGUCCUUUUAAAUCACAUAGUUGACUUUAUUAACUGAUUUUAAACUUACAUAAAGAAUUCAAACCACACUUAUGUAUAGUAUUUAGAUGGGCAUCUCAAAUAUAUAGGUUAUAUUUUUAUUUUACUAAGUAUCAUUUUGAGAAAAUUUUGAGAAGCUAAACAUCUGAGUGUAAAAUUCAAACAUGAAAUUCCAGUUAACUCUGAGUAAAUUCUUUUGCAAAGUAAAAUAAAUCUCUAAGCAUCAUGUUUAAAUAUUGUAAUUUUGUCUUUUUAAAUGAUAUAUAUAUAUAUAUAUAUAUAUAUAUAUUGAAAUUAUAUAAUGAAUACUGGCAUAGUGAACAGUCUCCUUGUAUGUAAAACAGUAAACAUGAGUCAAUUUCCUAUCAUUAGCACAAUCUAAAGACAGCAUGCUUUACAAUGUUAUUUAUAUUAUACCAAGACAGUGGAUCCCAACACUGUUCCUGGAGUCCCCCCAAAACAGCACAUUUUCGCUGUGUCUCAUUUCAAAGGCUCCAGACCCUCCAGAGGUCACAUUUGUCGGCAUUAUAUUUCGACCAUUACAUUCCAAAGACAGAAAUGACUGUAAUUAUCCCUCAUGAGGACUAACAGUGAAUUUUAUAAUGCUUGCUUCUCUGAAAUGAGAGAGGAUCUGUGACGUUUGCGACCUGUGGAGGACACAGCCUUCGAAAUGAGACACAGCUUUUAAACAUCUCCACGAACAGGGUUGAGAACCACUGUACUAAAGAACCAACUGGAAAUAAGGAUAUUAGAAUAAUGGUGGAAUUAUUAAUCGUGGGACAUUUAUAGUGCAUUUAUAUUUGAGGUACACUUAAUUUAGUGAAAUUUACUGGAAAUAUAUAAACUUGUAGUGAAAUUCCAUUGGAAUGAUAAGCCAUCCUCUAACAAUUCUUUAAGAAGGGUUAAGAAAUAAUGUGAGUUUCAGACCUGCCGUGGUCUAGAUUGUGUACUCAGUGAUGGAGAUUUUUGUGUUCUAGAAGACUUCUGAGAUAAUGGAAGACACAUUUUUCCAUUACAGUUCAUCCAGCCCACAGCUAAUCCUAGCAAGAGAACAUGACAUCAGUUAUUGCAGUCUAUUCAGCAGAAUAAUAAAAUCAAUUUAAAAGAAA